UCUUCCCACUUCUCACUCCUGAUCUCCGCCGUGUGAUCCGCUCAGCUAUCAUCCCUUCGUUCCGCACUGCUCUCUCUCUCUCUCUCUCGUUCACUUCUCUCCAUUACUUCGUUGCUAUCCACCGCACCUUCCCUUACCGCAGUUGACCGCAUUGCUUCCGCGUUAUCCCCCCUUCCGUCGCCUCAAGCUCUCUCUCUCGCCCUCGGACCGUCUCCUCUCGCCUGCUCCUCCCCGCCACGCCGCGCCGGGCGGGGCAGCGCGGCGUGGGGCGUGCCAUCGCCAGCGCGCCAUGAGGGGUGGCCCUGUGGGCCUGCACUGCCCGCUGGCAGGGACGCCUUGCCAACCGCACGACAGCACUUAUGCAAGCUUAGGUGGGCGGUUGGCGUCGCGGUGUAGAACGCUGCUGGGCGACGCGAGCAGUUCCAGACGGCGUCCAGGCGAUUUGUCACGGCGACAGUCGCAUGGUCGCCUGCGAUUUUCUGCACGGUGUGAGCUCGCGCCACCCCCAAAGAUCGCGGUGCGCGGUCUGUCCCGGCGGGCGGCGAGCACGGGCGCGCUCGUCCUGGACGCGGUGAGUCUGGACGUGGCGGCGGGGCAGCUGUUCGGGCUCAUCGGGCCGUCGGGCAGCGGCAAGUCGACGCUGCUGCGCGCCAUCAACCGCCUGUGGGAGCCGGAGCGGGGGCGCAUCUUCGUGGACGGGCGCGACGUGACGGGCAUGGACGUGCAGCAGCUGCGGCGGCGCGUGGGCAUGGUGUUCCAGAGCCCGCACCUCUUCCCUGGCACGGUGGCGGACAACGUGCGGUACGGGCCGGCCCUGCAGGGCAUCGCGCUCGGCACGGAGGACCUGCAGAGCCUGCUGCUGCGUGCGGGGCUCGACCCCUCCACCGCCUUCCUGCAGCGCUCCGCCCUGGAGCUGUCCGGGGGCGAGGCGCAGCGUGUGUCCAUCGCGCGCGCCCUGGCCAACUCGCCCGAGGUGUUUCUGCUGGACGAGCCCACGAGCUCGCUGGACCCCACGGCCACGCGCAAGGUGGAGGAGACCAUGGAGCGCCUGAGGCGGGACGAGGGGCUCACCGUCGUCGUGGUCUCGCACAGCAUGCCGCAGAUCGAGCGCGUGGCCGACGUGACGGCGCUGCUCAGCCAGGGCCGGGUGGUGGAGAUCGGGCCGCCUGGGGAGCUGCGGGACAGCGACAACCCUGGUGUCGCCAGCUUCUUCACGGGGGAGCUCAGCUGAGGCGCGAGGACGGUAGUGGUAAGGGAAGUGCAGGGCCUCUGGUGUACAGAAAACACGGGUGGCACGUUCGUAUCAGUGAUGUUUAGUAUGUAACUCCCGUCUCUGUGAUGCCAUUUCUCGCCUCCCGCACUGUGGGGGAGACAUCCUAUGUGCUUGGAAUCUCCCCUGCUGUGGUUGUUCCAAAAAAAACUGCCUCAGAUGAGUUGCUUGCAGGUACUGCAUGAGGCAACUGCCAUCCUAAACUACCACGGGCAAGUCUAUGAUAUGAUGCGGGAAUUCACCCUAGAACAGGCCCCCAAAUUGGUUUUGGGGGACGCUGAUCCUUCAGUGUCCCCUGCCAUUCCUUGGGUUGGUCAUCAGCGUUGCCCUCGGAAAAAAGGCUGAAAAAUCAG
Closterium sp. NIES-67 is the source of this 1623-nucleotide messenger RNA. The record is from the annotation of a GenBank genome assembly. NCBI's taxonomy places the organism in Eukaryota, Viridiplantae, Streptophyta, Zygnematophyceae, Desmidiales, Closteriaceae.